AUGUUUAGAACUUUACAACAACAACCCAGAGUCAUUACAUUAUUUGGUUGUCAAAAAAUAUUGGAAUUACCCAAAAUAAAUAAAUUAAAUGAUCUUCUUUUAAAAAAUUCAUUAGAAAAGAAAAUUGAUUUUAGUUAUUCUAAUAAAUUCCCCACAUUAGAUCAAUUAAAUUAUAUGGAAAGUAUUGAUUCUAAAACUUUAAAACAUUGUAUCCCCAAGAAAGAUGAAUUAUUAAGUAAAGAAGUAUUUAACCCAAUUUUUUCAUUAAGUAUUAGAGAAUGUGAAAUUAAUAAGAAUUGGGUUAAAGAUUCCAUCGUAUGGGUUGAUUGGGAAAAAAAAUUAAUGGGGAAUAAUCUUAAAAAAUUAAUUAGUCUAUUAGAACAAGAAAAAUAG
Molecule: messenger RNA, 393 nt
Organism: Henningerozyma blattae CBS 6284
Lineage: Eukaryota; Fungi; Ascomycota; Saccharomycetes; Saccharomycetales; Saccharomycetaceae
Gene: FMP46
Product: putative redox protein
Exons: 1
Coding region: 1-393 (130 amino acids)
Cellular component (GO): mitochondrion
Molecular function (GO): oxidoreductase activity
Source: RefSeq, a predicted model, not a curated record